AUGGCAGAACAAGCAGAUGAGCAAGCAAAAGACAACUCGAGUCAAUCUUACCUCUCGACUGCAGCAUCAUAUGUUCCAGGGCUAGGUGGUAGCAGCAGUGGUGGCGAUUCAUCAUCAAAGUCAACAACUGAAUCUAUAACCGAUGCAGCUAAGACCGGCGGCGGGGAAGCACAGAAGGGACUACAUGCAACUGGCACUACAGUCAGAGACAACACCUCCGCCCUCCCCAUCGUCGGUGGCAUCACAGAAGGCGUCGGCAACGCUCCGAUAGCCCAGACAAUCGGCGGUGCCGAAGAAGAAAAAGGCUAUCUAUCGCAAGCAUACGAUUACGCAAGUGAGAAGACGCGGACAGUCUAUGAUGCAGCUGGAAACGCGAUCGGUACCGUAAAAGAUAAAGCCGGCUCCUACGUAUCCUCCGGCACCAAAGACCCUUCCGAUCCGGCCGCUUCAGAACAACCCGCCUCAGACGACAACUCACAAAAAGUCCUCCAAGAAGCCGAAGGCGCCGCAAAAUCCGCGGACUCCAAGGCCGGCGCGCCCAGCGAGACCAUCUCCUCUGGCGCCUCCAAGGCCUCCGACACAGCCACCUCAGGCGCCUCCGCAGCCACCGAUUCUGCAAAAGACGCCGGAUCCUCCCUCACAGGCGCCCCUCUCAGACUCCAAAGCCCCCCCGACCUCGAGUCCUCCUCCUCCGAACCCUCUGAAGCCAAAGCCUCCGCCGAAGAGAAAACAGAAGAAACGAAGCAGGACGGGCAAGAAAAAGCCUCAGACACCGCAUCCCAAGCGCAGAAAUCCUACACCGAGACCACCGAGGCGGCGAAAUCCGCUCACAGGGAUGUAGAGGAUAAAGCGCAGUCUGGGAUCAAGGACACGGUGGGUUCAGCGCAGGAGGCUACGGGGACGAAAGACGCGACUGGGGACGCGACGGAGGGGGUUGAUAAGACUGCCGAUGCGGCGAAGGGCGCUGCGAGGGGGGUGGAGGAUCAGGCGACGAAGACGGUGGGGGAGACCGGGGAGGGUGUUGGGAAAGUUGGGCAAGGGGAGGUGACCGAGGGGGUUAAGGAUGUUGGGGGCGCCGUAGGGAGUGGGGUCCAGGGUGCUGUUGGUGGAGCUGGAGAGGGCGUUAAGGGGGUUGGGGAGGGCGCUGUGAAUACGGGGGGAGGUGUGGCGAAGGGGGUGGGGAGUGGAUUGAGUAGUGCGGCUGGGGGAUUGGGGUUGGGCGGUGGAAGUGGUGGUGGAGAGGAAGAGAAGCCUAUCAUGGAACGGGGGAGGGGAGAGCUGUAG
This is a messenger RNA of Bacidia gigantensis, 1284 nucleotides long. RefSeq lists its product as uncharacterized. Lineage: Eukaryota; Fungi; Ascomycota; Lecanoromycetes; Lecanorales; Ramalinaceae. The coding region runs from base 1 to 1284 and encodes 427 amino acids. The transcript is spliced from 4 exons. The record is from RefSeq and is a predicted model, not a curated record.